This is a messenger RNA of Anoplopoma fimbria (sablefish), 10341 nucleotides long. RefSeq names its product capicua transcriptional repressor b (gene cicb). Lineage: Eukaryota; Metazoa; Chordata; Actinopteri; Perciformes; Anoplopomatidae. Gene Ontology annotation, molecular function: RNA polymerase II transcription regulatory region sequence-specific DNA binding; DNA-binding transcription factor activity, RNA polymerase II-specific. The record is from RefSeq and is a predicted model, not a curated record. Gene Ontology annotation, biological process: regulation of transcription by RNA polymerase II. Gene Ontology annotation, cellular component: nucleus.
AGAGAAAGACAAAGAUAAAGGAGUGCCUUAGAAGUGAAACAAAGAGGGGCGCCACAAACUCUGCACUUUGUGAACGGUGAAGAAGAGAUGAGACCAUUAAAGAAACACAGAGGGCGUUCCCCGUUAACCAGAGGUAGAGGGGGGAGAAGGAGAGGGGGAUCUCAGCCCCUUCAAGAGAAAGACCCCAAAAGAGUCAAGAGGGAAACACUCGUCAAAACAACACAGCACACACCGAGCACUCCCACACGCAAACAGAUCUCGCCUGCAGCCGCCAACUCCAACGAAGAACCGAUCACAAACAGCAAAACCGCCACGAGGGAGGAGUCUGCUGAGCUGAGGAAACCUGUGGAGUCAGUUGAGAGGGAAGAAAAGAAGGCAGAAGAAAUGCCAGAAAAGGAAAAGGUAGUGGGCACGAAUGGAAAUAAGGCAGUGUCCACUGAGCCUGUAGCAUUUCCUACCUCUACCCCAACGCCACUCUCCACAGCCACGCCCCCUCUGGCCACCAAUCACGGCCCCAGUCUAGGCUCAGUCUCUAGUAGGAAAACAGCCACAUUUAAGGCUCGUGUGCCCAAGAAGAAAUACACAUACGAGCACUUUGCAAACAAUGCAAGUAACCUGACUACCAUUCCUACCUCCAGCCCUGCACUCAUACACAACAGUUACUGCAAUAUUCACAGCAGAAUCAGCGAUAGUUUGAAUACACCCAACAAUAAUUUCCAGAGUAGUAACAAUAUUAGUAAAAGCAUUCAAUUUAGCAUAAAUAGUAGUACUAAAAGUAACACUACAAGUGGUAUUAACAACAUGACUGACCGAAGUGCUGGUAGCCAUAAUACUUUUAUCAAUAGCAGUAAUAGUAGAAGUAAUAAUUGCUCAGGUAAUCAGCCAUCAGUGCUAACUGUGGAUAGUAAAGCUCCAGGAGCAAACCAUUUUGUUUCCACGGAGGAUAAAACCCUCAGGACAGCAGAAUCGCAGGACAAAGAUUCCCACUCUGGGGAGAAUGAGUCAGAGGGGGCCCCGAGCUCAGUGCGCUCCUCGUCCACUGACACUGCGAGUGAGCACUCAGCUGACCUGGACGGGAUGGAGGCAACAGGACCAAGCCUCCAUCAAAAGAACCACCGCCACCCGGCUCUUCUCCACAACUCGCACCAUAAAGAGGCCAGGCUUUCAGAGGGACUAGCUGAGGCUCUGGCCAAAGGCAUGAAAAACCAGAGAGUUCUCGCCCGCCAGAUAAAGAGGCCCUUAGAGAGUGGGGGUGGGGCUGCAGGGGACGGAGGGGUUAAGGAGAUUGACUCAUGCCUUUUAUCGCCUGUGUUCAGACCAGGGGUGGUGCGUAGGGUGGGUGGUGGUACUGUAGAAGUCCAGCUCCAAGGAGAGGAGACCCUCGUUAAAUACCCUUUCCACAGUGGAGCCUUGAUGGCAUCAUCAUCAGGGGCUGAGAGCACGGUGGAGUUCAUUUUGGAUGCCCCCCCACCUGGAACGGCACCUGUGGCUGUCAGGACCCGAGUGUGCGUGCCCUUUGGUGGAGAGGAGGGGGGUCCUCUGCUGUACAGAGAGGGGAUUGUCACUCAGGUGGACCCCCACCCAGGCGUGUCGUUUCCUUACCAGGUGCUCCUGAGUGAAGACAGAGCGACUCUGGACGAUGCAGAUGGGGGGGAAGAGAAAGAGAAAAGGAAAGCUAAUGCUAACUCUCAGGCUGUGUGGGUGUCCCGACAGAGUCUGAGGCUGCUCACCCCUCCAUGGGAGGUCACACAUUUGGACGGUGGGAGGGCCCAGGAAAGAGAGCGAGAGCGGGAGAGGGAGAGGGAGGAGAGGGAGCGGAGGGAGGAGAUGGAGGUGGAGAGGGAAGUGUGCCAGUUGAGUAUUGGGAUGGGGGUGCUGGGAGGGGCAAUGUUGGGCCCUGGUUUUUCACAUGACGCAGUUGCCGGGGGGCAUCCCUAUGGAAACGCACAUCCUCCAUCCCAUUCCUCCACUGUGACUUCCGGUGUAGCUGACAGCACGGUUAACGACUGCGGAGAUAACUACUCCACCAGAGAGAGACAGACGCAGCCAAACACCCCGGAGGAGGACGUGGAGGUAUCUCGUUUCAACAUGGCCCUCACUGUCGCUCCCAAGACCAAUGCUGGGACCUCUCAGCACAGAAACAUCGUCUCCAAGUCCAGUUCUUACCCCCCUUCCUCGCCCCACCUCUCUGUGGUGCAAGGUCUGGUACCCCCACACCUCUCCACCCUAGCCAGUCCCCAGCCGACCCGUUCCCCUGCCUUACUGGGGUCUGAAACUAACAACGCCACACCAAGCCUACCUCCAUCAAAGACCACUCCAACUCAGACCCCUACUCCCACUUCUGGUGGGGGGUCCUCCUCUACCUCCUCUCGCUCCAGGACUCCCCUCUCAUUGGCUCAGCAGAAAUACAAGAAGGGCGAUGUGGUGUGCACGCCUAACGGCAUCCGUAAGAAGUUUAAUGGUAAGCAGUGGAGGAGGCUUUGCUCCAGGGAGGGCUGUAUGAAGGAGUCUCAGCGGCGGGGAUACUGCUCAAGACACUUGUCCAUGAGGACCAAAGAGAUGGAGACGACAGGGGGAGGGGGGGGAGGCAGCAGCUCAGGGACUGUCACCCCUGACCUGCGGGGGAGAGCAAGCAGUGAGUUUGAGUGGGACGACACGUCAAGGGAGAGCAGUGAGACCAGUAGCAGAGGAGACUCCAGACCCCGCUUGGUCCUCCCCUCCCUCCUCCCCCAUGACCUGUCGUCACGCUUUGACUUUGACGAGUGCGAGGCCGCCACCAUGCUCGUGUCACUAGGGAGCUCCCGCUCCGGCACCCCCUCCUUUUCUCCCAUCUCCAACCAGUCGCCCUUCUCCCCCGCCCCCUCUCCCUCGCCUUCCCCGCUGUUCGGCUUCAGGCCCGCCAACUUCUCCCCGAUUACCGCCUCCCCGGUCCUGCAACCCCGGAGGCACAGGCAGCCCAGCGGGACAGGGGGAGGAGGGGCGGGGGGCAGUAAAGUAACGACCCCAGCUGGGGGGGGAGAGAGGGAGAGACACUCUUCAGGUAUGCAGCCCUCCUUCCACAGCAACCUGAUGUUUACGGUCCCCAUGAGCCCCAGCAAACGAAAGCCUGACGCACUUCCCCCACCUCCCCUCCCCUCACACCACCACGACUACACUCCCAAGACGGAGCUGGAGCAGGGGGACCUGAACAACUCUUUCAGGGUGCUCUCCCCCCAGACACCAGCUUCACAUUCCCGCACACACACACCCACCUUCUCCCGACCCAGAGGAGUGAGCACUCCCUCGUCCAGUAGGCCACCGUCCUCCGCUGCUGUCUCCCCUCCUCCUUUGCUGGUAUCUCCAACUCCACCUUCCCCUCUCACUCCCGACGGAGGGCCUCGUCGUGUGGUCCCUGUAUCCCAGCAGGCCCUGCGGGACUCCCCUGUCAUUGUGAGGAAUCCUGAAGUACCGCUGGCAAAAUUUACAGAGUGUCCCUUAGGAAGAGGAGGAGGAGGAGGAGGAGGAGGAGGUGGAAACGAAGGAGGGACAGAUAAAACCUCAUCUAAAGACAUCGGCUUAGCCCCCCUCACACCUCAGCCAGUUUCAGGCCUCCAGGUUCCCGUCCCCAUCAACGCUGCUGCAGCCACAGUUCCCAAUGGCACCGUCCUCUUGCGGAGCCCGGCUCAAACUUUAGUGCUUGUGUCCCCAACACCGUCCUCCCUGCCCACCACUGACACCCAGGCCUCCGCCCUGCAGGCCCUGUCAGUUACCGUCAGCACAACAGUCACGGCUCCCGCUCCGAGUAGCACGGACAGCUCUGUGGAACGAGAGGACAGCAGGGGGACAGGGUUUGGGGGUGAGGUCCAGCAGCCAGUUCCAUGUCACCCUUCUCCCACCGCUCUGCUGCCACUGAUCCUCCCGGCCGAAAGCCUGCACCCCGCUCCAAGAAAGGACAUCAUAAUGGGACGUCCUGGCACAGUAUGGACCAACGUAGAGCCCCGGUCAGUUCCAGUCUUCCCCUGGCAUUCAUUGGUCCCUUUCCUGGCACCGACUCAAUCAGAUGCUACUUCUCAGCAAGGGGAGGGCCAGCACCCGGUCAACUACCCCCAAGCAGCCAGUCUGAAGACAGAGUGUCAGGCGGUGGCAGCGCUGCCACAGCAGCCUACAGAGGCGCCUCCCACCAUAGAGAGAGGUCCUCCAUCCCGGCCUCCCCCCUCUUCUGAUGAACUGCCUCCAGAGAAGGAGAAAGGAGAUGCAGAGAGGGAGAGGCCUGACAGCGAGACAGAGAGUGAUGUGGAUGACCCCUUCCUCCCAGGAGUUGUACCAGAGCCGCCCAUCUCUAUAUCACCAGUGAAGAGACGCACUCAGUCCCUCAGUGCGCUGCCCAAAGAUGGAGAUAAGAGCAGCCCUGGAAAGAGGGAGAAGGACCACAUCCGGCGACCAAUGAAUGCAUUUAUGAUUUUCAGUAAGCGCCAUCGAGCGUUGGUGCACCAGCGGCACCCAAACCAGGACAACAGGACAGUCAGCAAGAUUCUGGGGGAGUGGUGGUAUGCUCUUGGACCAAAGGAGAAACAAAAGUACCAUGAUUUGGCCUUCCAGGUAAAAGAGGCCCACUUUAAGGCUCACCCGGACUGGAAGUGGUGUAACAAAGACAGGAAGAAGUCCAGCUCAGAGGGCCGUGGGGUGCCAGGGGGCAAAGACAUCAGAGAGAGGAGCAUGUCUGAGUCCACAGAGCCCCAUUCUGUGGAGCUAAAGGGAGUUGGUCCAGGUCUGGCAGGCGUGUCUGAGAGGACCACAGGAGAAGGUCAUGUGGGCCAACUUACCCGUCCCCGAGCCUUCUCUCAAAGUGCCAUGCACAGCCUGGAGCGGAGUGACAGGGGGAAUACUCAGGCCCUGGCAGAACUGGCACAGAUGUGUGGGGAUGGUGGCAGUCAGUUUCCAAGUCAUGCCCCGCCCCUGUCACAGUCCCAGAGGGGGGUCAGCGAGGACAUGACCAGCGACGAGGAGCGCAUGGUCAUCUGUGAGGAGGAGGGAGAUGAUGAUGUCAUUGAGGACCCUUAUCCUAGCAGUUCCAUAGACCUCAAGUGUAAGGAGCGGGUGACUGACAGCGAUAGUGAGAAUGGCUCUGGGGACGAAAGUGAUCGGAAGAGAGUUUUCGCUCCAGUCAUUUGCUCCUCUGCAUUAUCAUCUUCAUCGCACCAUACCCCUCACGGCAGGAGUGUCUCCCUGUCCUCUUACCCCAGCAGCAAGCGAUAUGACGAGGGGAGAUCAGGAGGGGGAGGGUUUUCAGAUCACAGGAGGAAGGAAAGAGGAGACGGAGAGAGUAAGGACACAUAUGGGGGAGAGGGAGGAGGAGGAGGAGGAGGACAAGCCACAUCUCUCUCCCUCUCUUCUGGCCAGUCAGUCAUCACCACUUCUACAAGUGGAGGGCAUUCUUAUUCAUCAGCAGGUUCACUGGGGGGGAACCCGCUCAUGGGGAUUGGCGCUGUAAGGGUGGCAUCUACGGUGGUGACCAAUGUAAUGCGUCCUGUUAUCAGCACGCCCCUCCCCAUCGCCAGCAAACCCAGAGAUGGAGGCACAUCCAGCCCGCAUCCGCCAGAGAGGAAGUCCCUGACGCCCCAUCAGCAGCCACAACUUCUGAUUGGUUCAGGGUCAGGAGGGGGUGGGUACUACUCUUCUUCAUCACCUAAUCCUUUAGGUGCAGGCGUUGGCCAUGGUGGUGUAGUGACUAAUUUAGUGUUGGGAGGGGCUCUGUCUGCUCAACCUGCUGUUCAGCUCAUCACACCCUCCCACCACCACCAGCCCUCCCAGCAGCAGGCCUUUUCCUCCUCCGCUGUUUCAGUAUCGCACAGCCAAACCAACGGGCCCCUGCCUCUGUCCCUGCUUCAGCCCCAGUUCCUUCCCGCCUCUUCGCUGGCGUCCCCCGGUGGUAAGGCCAUCACACAGGUUCAGUACAUCCUGCCCACCUUACCUGCCAACACCAACCCAAAGAGUCCACCUCAGCAGCUCAGCCAGCCAACCAGUAUCUUCAACCUGCCCACAGCUCCACCCACACACAUGUCCCUGGCCAAUGGAAGGCAGCAGGGGACAAGUCACCUGGCAGGAUAUUCGUCCAGCUCAGCAGUGGGAGUGGUUGGCCCGGGAACGAGAGUGCAAACACAGUCUCCAGUGCUCCAGGGCAAAAUGCUUGUUCCCAUGGCAACAGUAAGGACAGCACCAGCCCUUACCCAGCAGGUUCCCAUCGUGGCUCCACCUCCUCCGGUCCAGAACGGUGCUCAGAUGGGAAGCAAGAUCAUCCAAAUAGCUCCCAUGCCUAUGGUCCAGUCCCAGCUGCCUCAGGGUGGAGCGGUCCACCCUGCCAGCCCCUUCCCUGUGGGCACAGCUGCUGUGGUGGCUCCAGGAUCGGCCCCCUCCCAGGCUGUACUCCUGCCUCCAGCUCCUACCAGGAUCACCUAUGUCCAGUCCACUCCAGGGGUCCCAUCCACUCUGCCUCUGGUCUCCACGACAACAGGCUCCUCCACCACCCAGCAAGCCCUGCCGGUGCCUGGAUCUGCAUAUGUGCCAUCGCCCCUGGCAACACUUGGAUUCACAGCUAUCGCGCCACCUGGUCAGACACUGGUUCAGCCACUGAUUCCAGGUCAGCCCCCCCUCCUAGCCACAGCUCAGUCUCCACAGCCCUCCAGCUCAGCCCCUGCCUCGGGCUCCGGGGGCCAGAUAGUCACCGCCAUCUACCCUCCUUCACCUAACGUCACCAUGGCGACGGGGGUGGUCUCCAUGACAGCAGUACCCCCCAGCGUGGUCUACUCCAUCUCCGGCCCCUCCACCGUUUCCCCCCACAUCCUGUCCAAACACACAGCAACCCCCAGCACAAUCACACACGCACAUCCGCAGCCCCAUGCGGACAGACAGGCAGACAGGCACCUGCCUCCGGACAGACCUGCAGAUCGACAAGCUGACAGACUCGCUGAGAGGCAGACGGAACUGCUGACGCAUUCUGACAGACAUCUGGAGAGGCAGACCUCCAGCAGUAGCAGCUCAGUGGCACCUCCAAGUGGUUCAGCUGUGUCCACAAGGCCCUGCAGUCCUCUUCCAAUCCAAACACCUGGCAGUGCACCAGGUACACCUAAACUAACCCAGCUUCCAGUCAGGACUCCUCAGAAGGUGAAGGCAACGGUGGCGAACAUUCCCGUAGGCAGCUAUGAAGGAGGAGGCCGAGGAAAAGAGAGAGAGAGGGAGAAAGACAGGGAACGAGAGAGAGAGCGGGAAAGGGAGAGGGAUAGAGAGAGGGAAAGGGAUAGAGAGAGGGAGAGGGAUAGGGAGAGGGAUAGGGAGCGGGAUAGAGAGAGGGAUAGAGAGAGGGAGAGAGUAGCUUCAGCAGCCAGUCGCUUCUCCUUUGAUGCUGAGCCGGCGGGGCAGACAGCGUCUCCAUCAACACAUCCUGCCGAGGAGCCGCCGUCCUCUGACAGACCCCCGGAGGGCUCAUGUGCAGCCGACUCCUCCGACACACAACACAGAGAAAGCACAAGCACCAAAGAGGCCGGAUGGAAGGAGUCCCUCCCUUCCUCACCUCCCCCCCCUCCAUCAGCCACAGAACCGACCCUGCCACCCCCACAGGCUGACAAAGAUGGUCCUACACCCAAAAAAGUCAAAGCCCGCCCACCACCACUUAAGAGGACUUUUGAGUCAGUGGACAAGUCGGGCAGGGUGCUGUCAGAGGUGUAUUUCGAGGAGCGCUUUGCUGAGCUGCCAGAGUUUCGGCCUGAGGAGGUUCUGCCUUCACCAACCCUCCAGAGUCUGGCCACUUCACCGCGCGCCAUUCUGGGCAGUUAUCGCCGCAAGAGGAAGAACUCCACAGAUUUGGACUCAGCCACUGACGAGCAGGUCUCUCCUAAGAGAAAGAGUCGUCGGCGCUCAAGCUGCAGCUCAGAGCCCAACACGCCUAAAAGUGCCGCCAAGUGUGAGGGAGACAUCUUCACCUUUGACAGAGCAGCCACAGACGGAGAAGACAUCCUGACAGAUCUGGAGUUCGAUAAGGUGCCCUACUCCUCCCUGAGACGAACACUGGACCAGAGGCGAGCUCUGGUCAUGCAGCUGUUCCAGGAGCAGGGCUUCUUCCCAUCAGCUCAAGCCACUGCAGCCUUCCAGACGAGAUACUCCGACAUAUUUCCCACCAAGGUGUGUCUGCAGCUGAAGAUCAGGGAGGUUCGGCAGAAGAUCAUGCAGACGGCCGCCCCCUCUGACGUCUCUGCUUUAGGCAUCCCUGACUCAAUGGGCCCCCUCCCCGGACCCUCUGGCUCCCAGUCAGGAGAAGGAUCCAUGAGGGGAGGUGUGGACCUGCUGGAUGAAGACGUGGAGCAAGGAACAGAAGGGAGCCCAGAGGAUCCUCGGGAUUCACAUGACUCUUCUAGAUGAGGGACGCGGACAAAUUUCAAUUGACCAAUCAGUGACUGUGGAAGUCACACCUUUCCUCCCCCCCUACACACACACACACACACACACACACACACACACACACACACACACACUUUUCUCUUAAACCACACUCUUAAUCCUCCUCUGGCCGGAUCCUGGUUUCUUUCCAUCCUUAGAACCCAACCGUUGAGAGGGAAAGAUGUCUUUAUGCAAUGUUAGGAAGAUGUUCGGUAGGAUGCAUGAAACCCCAUGGCACAAAAAACUACUUCAUGGCACCAACACAAUGCACAUAUACACAUACACACACACACACACACACACACACACACACACACACACACACACACACACACAUCCACACACACACUGCAAACUCUUAAUUAGCACACUUGAAUUCGCACUCUGUAUUAACCACCUUGGGAAAGCUCCCAUUGACGCCAGUGAACGAAGGACCAUUUGUGUACAGCUGCACUCGUUUGCCUUGAAGAAUAAAGGGUUCUUGUUUUUGGACGCAGAGACCCGCCCGACCCAUUCAGAGACGAGGAAAAGUCAGCGGCUUUAAAACGAAAACAUUAUAUGUUUUGAUAUUUGUUUUAAUAGCAUUAGAGGAGUAAAAGCAGUACGUCUCUACGUGAGGAACAACCUGUAUUUAGGCUUUACUGUCGUAAGCUUGCUUCUUGUUUCUGCUGACAUUAGGGGGCUGGGCCCUCAACAGCCGGAAACUAUUUGACUCAACAAGAGAACCGUUACUGCGGACCUGGAACGAUCUUUCUCUCCAUUUUAUUGUUCACAUGUGGACUUUCAGGGGAGAGCAAAAAAUUGACUGAAACUCAAGUGGACUUCUGGCAGUGCCAUCAUUCCUGCAGUUACCUGUCACGCCGAGUCCUCCCUCCUUGCGAUUGACGCUAGCACAUGCCAGUAGGUAGGAACCGAGCAUUCCUGUGCCUCCCAUUCGCUGGCCAUGAAGGACGGAGGUGGGUCAGAGUCAACGGGCACAUCCUGGCUCUUAGUCGUAGAGGUCAGGCUGAUUAAGGCCUUAAUCCUCUAUUGCCAAGCAGUUUUAUUAACUUUUUUUAAAAAUAAUUUGAUUUGUAUUUAACAUCGUCAUACUCAGUUUGUUGUUGUACUAUUCCUAUGGUUAUUAUUAUGAUUCUUAUUAUUAUUCUUAUUACUCAUAUCAUUGCAGUGAACCCUGGUCCUUUCUUCUGUUCUCAUUGCUGGCAGAGGUUUCCUUCUUUUUUUGCCAGCUGUUGAUUUAUUGUACCUUUUUCUUUUUUAAUCUUAAUCAUUUUGGAGGCAGGUGAGAGAAGCUGCUUGACUCUUGUACAGUUCCUCCAUUGUUGUCUUCCCUUAACUGGCCUCUCACCUGCGGUGCAGUUCUUUUUAUUCUUCAUUACCGAGAGGACGACAAACACAACUUGGACCUUUUUAUUCUUUCAUCAGUAAUAAGCCGUACGUUUUUAGACAACCCCGUAGGCCUUCUCUGUCCCUCGCUAAGUUUGAUUUUAUAGCCUCAACACAUCUCCCUCCUCCACCUCUUUCCUUCCCUUCUUCCUCCCUUUGUCACUUUAUUGCUCUCUCAAGACCUUUUUAGGCAGGCGGAGAGAAAACUGGGGGAAGUGAGGUGAGGGUAAUGAAUCAAAGAGAGCUGGUAGGAUCUAAUACUGGUUGUGUUGUAAAUAAUUACUGUAGAGUCAGUAGACUCAUUAUAUUAUUAAAGAAAAAUCUGUCAUUGAACAUAAGUUGACUUUUAAGAACACCCAUUACCGAAGGUAAAACACAUGAAAUGGAAAAAAACAAUAAUAAAUAUGGCUAUUAAUGUUUCUGUGUUAUACUCCUUGUUUUGCUGUUCCAGUAUACAAGAGAGGACUUUAUAUGAAUAAUUUAAGUUUGUAUGUGUAUCUUUCAGUAUGCAAAUAAAAAUAGGUGUUCAAUUAAAGUGAUUGUAUC